Molecule: messenger RNA, 1482 nt
Organism: Clonostachys rhizophaga
Lineage: Eukaryota; Fungi; Ascomycota; Sordariomycetes; Hypocreales; Bionectriaceae
Source: the annotation of a GenBank genome assembly
AUGGCACUCCGCAUCGCUCGCCUGGCAGUCUUAGCAGCUACUGUCAAACUGGCAGUUGGCCAAUUCGAUACCACGCCGCCUAAACUGCAGACUACACAAUGGAACUCGACCUUCCAAUUCUCCGCCGAGCAGCUGGCUCUUGGUAACUUAACUGCCGAGUACGGAGAGUCGGUGGCAAACAUUGUCAACUACGAUCGAACCCAACUUGCCAAUGGCGGUCCUUUUGCGGAUGACUUCUACAAACUUCCACCCAACUUGAAGGCGCCCACUGAGCCUGGCGAGAUCAUCAAAGUCGAGGAGUUUACCAACACUUCAGCAUGGUCUAUCCCCUCCGGAUCUGCGCUAUCUCGUAUCAUCUACUCCACCACCAACCUCAACGGCACACUGAUCCCUGCGUCUGCCUUUGUUCUCUGGCCAUACCAGGCAAAGCAGUUCUCGCAUGGAGCGAAACAAAAUGGAUCUACUGCGCCGGUUGUGCUCUGGACCCACGGCACUUCAGGCUUCUACCCAUCUGGCGCACCCUCAGCUCAUCGAUCUCUCUUCUAUGCCGACUUUGUGCCAUUCGCGUUGGCGGAUGCUGGCUACGUGGUUGUCGCACCAGACUACGCUGGGUUGGGCGUGGGAACAUCCUGGGAUGGGAAGCAAAUCCCUCAUCAAUACCUGGUGCGCGAAGCCGGAGCUAAUGAUGCACUCAAUGCCGUGAGAGCCUCAUGGAAGUCCUUCUCAGGCCGUGUGUCAAAGGACUAUGUUGUCAUCGGCCACAGCCAGGGCGGUGCAGUCAGCUGGGGUGUCUCCGAAGUCUUGGCCAGGAAGAACUCUGGCUUCGAGGACGUGGCAAAGCAUCAUUUGGGCACAAUCGUAGUCGCCCCUGCCCAGAACACGCUCUCUUUCUUCCCAGAAGACUUCCUCAACUGGGUUGGCAAAGACCUGGACCAGAUCUACAAGGACUUCAAGCUCAGCGACUGGCUCACGCCUCUGGGACUUGCGCGAACUGAGCUGCUCAAGCAGAUUGAGGGAUCUCAGAUGGCUACUACCUACUUGCUCGGCAACGGAGACGACAUUGUCAAACCUACCUGGAACGAAACUGAUGCCGCCCAGUGGUUCCCCAAGCUGUCCAAUGCGGGAAAUCUUCCGUUCAAGGGCCCGAUGCUUGUCUUCCAGGGCACGGAGGAUCUCACUGGCGGUGGAUACAAGAUUGCUUACGAGACAGUGCAAGACACUUGCAAGACCCAGAAGGGUGAUCUCGAGUUUCUUGCGGUCUUCGGUGUCGCCCACUUCCCAGUGCUCAGGGCCGCUCAACAGACCUGGCUGCACUGGAUAGAGGACCGAUUCGAGGGCCGCAAGGUGGAAAAGAGCGGCUGUGGUGUUUACUCCGAGCUGAAGAGCUUCCUGCCCGCCGACAAGUUGCAAGGUCUUCCCAACUCAUUCCUGCAGUGGGCUGGCCAACGAGAAUGGGGCUACGAGCUACCUACUGCGCUUUAA